GAGGAAGAGCCACUGUGGUUACAGUUCAUGUUAGCCCAAACGUCGAUGUUAGCAGGCACCGCUGACAAGUGGUUCGCAGUGUGUAAUUAUAUAUAUUUUUAAAAAUCUGUUUACUAAACCAGAGUAAGGAAUUGUAACCGAGGCUCUCCGACGACCAUUUCGCCAAGAUGAGCUUCCUGUUUGGCAGUCGCUCAUCUAAGACCUUCAAGCCGAAGAAGAACAUCCCAGAGGGCUCUCACCGGUAUGAGCUGCUGAAACAUGCUGAGGCAACACUGGGCAGUGGGAACCUGAGGCAGGCUGUCAUGCUGCCAGAGGGAGAGGAUCUCAAUGAGUGGAUUGCUGUCAACACGGUGGACUUCUUCAACCAGAUCAACAUGCUGUACGGCACCAUCACCGAGUUCUGCACUGAGACCAGCUGCUCUGUGAUGUCUGCUGGACCAAGAUAUGAGUAUCACUGGGCUGACGGCACCAAUAUUAAGAAGCCUAUCAAGUGUUCUGCGCCCAAGUACAUCGACUACCUGAUGACCUGGGUGCAGGAUCAGCUGGAUGAUGAGACACUUUUCCCCUCCAAGAUUGGAGUUCCCUUUCCCAAGAACUUCAUGUCUGUGGCCAAAACCAUCCUGAAGCGUCUGUUCAGGGUUUACGCUCACAUCUACCACCAGCAUUUUGACUCUGUGAUGCAGCUGCAGGAGGAGGCCCAUCUCAACACCUCCUUCAAGCACUUCAUUUUCUUUGUUCAAGAGUUCAACCUUAUCGACAGGCGAGAGCUUGCUCCCCUGCAGGACUUGAUCGAGAAGCUUGGAUCCAAGGACAGAUAGACAGUUCAUCACAUAUCUCCUUUUUUUCCCAACAGUUUCCUUUUCUCCUUUGUCCGUCUUUGUGACCUCUGCUACCUCUGUGACUUCUAAUCUCAACUCUUUAAAUCUGUGCCUUCUUCUUUUCAUUUCCUGAAUGUUCGUACUGUAUUUUUCCUUUUACUCCUUCUGUUGUCUAUUAUGCUGUCUUUGAGCCUUUUCUCCUCAUUUGCCACUCUAGAUCAUAAAUAGUGUAGUGUAGUAAAAAUAUUUUUUUCACAGGACUGUGUGGUUAACGACUCUGUAAGAGCAACCUGCUGAAUUUUAUAUUGGACCAAGGACAUUUGGAAGUUAGAGUGAAAACAAACUUUUUUUUCCCUUCAGAAGUGUUUUGUCUAAAAACUUUUAGUUAUUGAUAGAUAGGCAGUUUUCUUUUUAACUUUUAGCUCUUUUAGCUAUAAUUACAUUGACUGACCAAAUAUCCUGAUCUUGGAAUUUUUUUAUUUCUGUCAGUGCAAAGUAACAGGAAAGAUGGCGAGAAAAGUAGUGACACGAAACAGGUCAUGGGUGGACUUUUCACCUAUGACAAUACAAGCGUGUGGGAAGGUAUUUUCAAUCUAACAUGAAGGCAGGCACAAAAAAAUGCACCAAUAUAUAUUAUUAUAGCUCUGUGUCACAAGCUGAUUGAUAUCCGAUAUUCCACUGUCGUGCUCUUUGACACAGUUACCUGUGAAGAGACGACUGUGAGAUGGCUUUGUUCUUGCCCACAAAAAAAGUACCACCAUCGACUGCAUUAUAGGUAUGUCAAUUUGGUCAUGCAAUAUUGUUUUUUUGCACAUUUUUUGGCUAUUUUCUUAAUUAAAAUAGUAAAAUGCAAGAUGCUUACAGUGAUAUUUUUAAUCUGCUUUAUAGUUAUUUUUAAUAGCCACUUAAAGCUUGUAUAAUGACCCUACAAAGGAGUUCUAUAGUAGAAAUCAUCUUAUCAACGGCAAAAAUAGUCUAAUGUGAAUUUUUAGUUUUACUGUCAUUUUAGUUCAUUUCUGUGGUGCCGAUUAAUUGUGGAACUCUUCAUGUUUGUUCUUUCAAUGCUGGUACUUUUUUUUUUUUUGUACUAAAUAUUUUCCCCUUGGAUUGGAAAAUGGAGUAAUGACUAUUGCACCGGUGAACAAUAAGGAUUAGUGACCUGAGAUGUAUGUAGUUUUUCGACAGAAGCCUUUAUUAGUCUUGGCGCAUGUAUUAUUAUCAUGGUUAUUUCCUGUGCUUUACUCAGGGUACAGCAGCAGGGCUGUUUGUACUGCCAUCCUGAUGCAGCUAGUAUUUCUGAUGAAUGUUUUGUCUGACAAAGUUUCAGCAAAGGAACUGGUCCAUAACCUGCUUCAUUUUGGACCUAAAUUAAUAUCAGACAAUCAUGUAACCAGUUAAGAGCUGUUAGAAAACUUUAAUGCAUCACCAGGAACAAAACCAAUGCGAUUAGGUCCAGUAGGGUGUUCAUUUUAUAAUUUACUCAUACAUUGAUGAAAGCAACAAGUUUUAAGUGAUUUAACCACUUUUAGGCCCUCAAGUUGCAUGGUUUAAAAAAAAAAAAAAAAAAAAAAUCAAGCCAGCAUCCAUUACGAUACUCAUCUAUGGGCAUAUCAGUAUAUUUUGCAAGUCCAGUUUAUUUUACAGAUUUUAUCUGAAAAUACAAUUAGUCCUUUCUUUCAAUUUAGUCACAUUUUUUAAUGUAUUGCUUUUUGUCACAAUUAUGUUUUUAAACUUUUGGCAUGGAUUUACAUUUCAUAUUACAUUGUAAAAUAAAUUGUUGGCUUAGCCUUUUCAAAUGAUGAACAAGGGCUCUGAAAUGAAUUAAAAGUUUUAUAUAUUUACGAAAACGGUC
Messenger RNA from Toxotes jaculatrix (banded archerfish), 2670 nucleotides. It is a transcript of the gene mob1a, whose product is annotated as MOB kinase activator 1A. Gene Ontology annotation, cellular component: cytoplasm; nucleus. Bases 168 to 818 code for a protein of 216 amino acids. Gene Ontology annotation, biological process: positive regulation of protein phosphorylation; hippo signaling. Gene Ontology annotation, molecular function: protein kinase activator activity. The record is from RefSeq and is a predicted model, not a curated record. The transcript has 6 exons. NCBI's taxonomy places the organism in Eukaryota, Metazoa, Chordata, Actinopteri, Toxotidae.